AUGGCGGUGAUGUGCGCGCUUCUCAUCUACCUGAUGCAGCGCCCUACGAUCACGAGGGCAUUCAGAGGCAGCAAAUUAUGCGCCACGCCGGGUUGCCGCUACCAAGCUGAGAUCAUCGCCGGCUGGGUAAACGUCAGCGUCGAUCCGUGCGAUGACUUCGAGGCGUACGCCUGUUCACGCUGGACUCCAAACAUCGAAGGCCACGGGACUGGCUCAGCUAUGAUGAGUCAUGCCGAUUACUACUGGAUUCGCUAUUUUCGUCAGCGACUCGAGGAAGCCUCGAGCAGGUUGCGCAUCGCAAAACGAAUAGCGGCACUUUUCGACUCUUGCAAAGAGAAGCGGACCGCGGAAGAAACCAGAAAAGGAAUUUACGAGAUUAAAGAAUUCAUGCGGGACCUUAAGAUUCGAUGGCCAGAACCACCUUUGCCAGGAGUCGAACCGCUGGGCGUCAUCCUCGAUCUGGUGUUCAACUGGGGCACCGAUAUCUGGUUCCGAGCUGACUUGUCGCUACACACCACUGACAUUGGCGGCAGAAGAAACCUGCUCCUGCAGCCGGCAGUAGUUCUCAGUGCGCGAUGGAGUAACGUGGCUGGCAUCUUAUUCACGGACAAGUUCAUAGAGUAUUGGCUGGGUUUCUACCAAGCUUUCGCUCCCGGUGAAGAGAUGAGGCCCCUUGAUGCCAUUCUGGACAUCAGGAGUAUGCAAACGACGAUUUACGCAGACUUCGUUCAAGUUGAAAACAGCGAGUUAAAGCAUCCAAGGCACACUCGACUUGGAGACAUCCAACGUUAUACACCUCAUAUUUCUGCCCGUCGGUGGAUUGACGCUCUCAACGACAACUUGGUCGGCCACGGACAGUUCAUCUCUUCGGAUGGCGUGACGACCGCGGACACAGAGCUUCUCAUGGUCGUGGACAGGCUGUUCGCCAAUUUCAGCCGCGAGCAACUGCUGGACCACAUAUCGUGGGAAUUCGUACAGCUAAUCGCUCCGCUCGCGGGCUCGAAAUUGCUUCUGGCCAAGUACGGAACUGAGACACGUGCUGAGAUGCAAGGGGACAACUUCUGCUCCACACAAAUCGAAAGAGCAUACCGCUGGCUUGUCACAGCAGCACUAUUGCUCCCGCAGUUUGACCCCAAGGCGAGAGCAUUUCUGGACCAGCAGCUGGCAAACAUCACUGAAGCUGCCAUUAUGAAAGUGUCCAGCGUCUUGUGGGCCGACAACGGAUCAGUGGAAUUGGUUGCAAACCAGCUGCGGAAUCAGAGAACCGUCAUCUGGCCGCCGUAUGAGCCGCUUAGCGACAACGCGCUCAACAAGGCUUUCCACUCCUGGUUCUACGAGAACGCUAGCUUUACGCAACACUGGAUUCGAUCGGUGACAAGGUGGCGGCAGCUGCGCAAGAGUCCGAUCUACAGGCGCAGCGACGACUCUCCGCGAUCGUACGCCUUGCCGCACUUUGAGUACGACCCCUUCUCGAACGCGGUUCGUGUGUCAGCGGCGACUCUGUUCAUUCCUUGGUACCAAGCCGCGGGCAGUAAAGCCGCUUUAUAUGGCGGCAUCGGCUUCACGUUCGCGCGAGAAGUGGUCAAGUCUUUCGACGGCGUCACGCCAGCGUUCGACCGACGCGGCGAGUUCCUCGACACGUGGCCUACAAACAUAUGGAAGGAAGCCUCGGCAAACAAGGCGUCAUGUCUGCGGCCCGAGUUCGAUACGGUAUUCCCCGAGAUUCCCGCUCUGGAGAUUGCGUACGCGGCAUUCCUGGCGUCGUCCGCCAAAGACGCGGAUCGCUCGCUGCCGAUUGCCAAGGAAUGGAGCCCAGAACGAGUGUUCUUCGUCACCGCCUGCUUCACGAUGUGCAACAUGCCGAACACGCUGAGACGCUUUCGCGUGGACUGUAACAAAGCGGCCAGGAAUUUCGCUCCCUUCGCGGCGGCCUUCAAUUGCCCGGCGCAUUCAAGGAUGAACCCUCGAGAAAAGUGCUCCUACUUUUAUUAA
Molecule: messenger RNA, 1992 nt
Organism: Dermacentor andersoni
Lineage: Eukaryota; Metazoa; Arthropoda; Arachnida; Ixodida; Ixodidae
Product: endothelin-converting enzyme 1-like
Biological process (GO): protein processing
Cellular component (GO): plasma membrane
Molecular function (GO): metalloendopeptidase activity
Source: RefSeq, a predicted model, not a curated record